AUGGAAAAUACUGGCAUUUCAAUUAAAGACUGCCGAGAUCAAUCCUACGAUAAUGCUGCCAACAUGAGUGGCCGUCUUAAUGGCAUGCAAGCAAAAAUAAAAGAACAUAAUAAUUUAGCUGAAUACACACCAUGUUGUGCUCAUUCGCUUAACCUUGUUGGUCAAUGUGCUGUAGGAUGUUGUUCUGAGGCUGUAACGUUUUUUGACUGUGUAAAUAAGCUGUUUGUAUUUUUUUCUGCCUCCACCUCUCGUUGGAAUCGUUUGAUGGCAGUUUUAAAGCCACUUAAUAUGCCUACCUUAAAAAGGUUAUCUGAUACCAGAUGGUCAGUACAUUAUGAUGCUGUACACUCCCUCCAGGUUGGCUAUACGCAAGUGAAGUCUACACUGGAUAUCAUGUGUCAAGAUAUGUCUCAAAAGCCAGAAACACGACUUGAAGCCGCAGGAUUGAAAGAUAUAAUGAGUCAUCAUGAAACAGGUAUCCUAGUUCAAUUGUGGUCAAAAAUUCUGAAUAGGUUCAAUUUAACUAGCAAGUACUUACAAGGGGCAGACAUGGAUCUCAACACCGCUACGGAAUUGCUUCGUUCUUUGGGUGAUUUUGUUCAUUCUCUUCGGAGCCAGUUCACAGCAUUUGAAAAGGAAGGAAAGGAUCUGGGUACCGAUUCGUACAAAGGUGAAUCAAGGCGAAAGCGCAAGAGGAACCAGAGAUGGGAUUAUGAUGACUCAGAAGAUCUAGAGUUAUCCCCUUCUGAUAAGUUUAAAGUUCAGUGUUUUUUGCCUAUAGUUGAUCAAUUGUUAGUUGCUCUUAAACAGAGGGCUAAUGCAUAUGAUACAGUUAGCAAAAGGUUUGGUUUUCUUCAAAAUCUACAAUCUUUGUCCAAUGAUGGUAUAAGAGAUCAUGUUUCAUUUGUAUGUGAAACAUAUUUUAAAGAUGUUGAUCCUAACUGUCAUGGUGAAUUUGUUCACUUCACUUCUCUGUUUGCCAAAUUGUCACCGCCCAAUGAAACUGAUUGUGUUGAACUGCAAAUGUACACCUUUCUAGUUAAGAAUAGUUUGACCGAUACCUUUGUGAAUGUCUACACUGUGUUGAGAAUUUAUUUGUCUCUUAUGGUCACAAACUGUACUGGAGUUAAGAAUGAACUUAGAUCAACAAUGGGACAACCUCGCUUAAAUGAUUUGGCUUUAUUAUGCAUUGAAAGUGACAUAGUUAGAUCAAGAGAUUUCACAGUAGUGAUCAAGAAGUUUGCUUCAAAAAAGGCCAGAAAAGUCAAUAUAUAA
Molecule: messenger RNA, 1275 nt
Organism: Hydra vulgaris (swiftwater hydra)
Lineage: Eukaryota; Metazoa; Cnidaria; Hydrozoa; Anthoathecata; Hydridae
Source: RefSeq, a predicted model, not a curated record